AAAACCUUCAUACCCAACUCCCGACCUGUCCUUGUCUCCCAACGCUGCGGACCUCCCUCCCAGCUGCAGUCGUGACUGGAGCGGCGGCCACUUUCUUUCCCACUUCCCUUACGCUGACCGUGCUGUGGUGGCAGCUUCAUCGUGAGAGGCUGGACGGCCCUCGUGGCACGACAUUCGACCCAGCCGGCGCGGCCAAUCAGACGUGCUGCUCACAUCUCCAUGGGCCGUUUCAGACGAGAGAGCCAUGCCAACAGGCCACCCCCCCUCCCUUGGCCGCCUCUUGUCCCGUCCUGUCCUCUGCUUCGUCUCUGCCAUCAUCAUCCCAGCAGGCCGUGGCUGUCUUGCCUUCAUUUUCGCUGUCCCCUUCGCCGCUUUCCCCUCCCCCUCCCUCCAUCUUUUCUCUCCCUCCAUCGUGCAUGGAAGCAGAACCCCCACUUGGUGCUGUCAGUGGAUGCUUGUCCUUGCUGUCAAUCCGCCCUUCGCCCUCGACCCAGACCCGUAACGGGCAGCACCAGCACCCCACCAUCCACCUGGCCUGCUGUAUCUGUACGUGCAUCGCAGUGCAGACAAGGGCAUCUACAAUCUUACCUUCGCACCUACGUCAAAGUCAACAAAACAAAAAGCCCCUCGGCUGGUGGCGGCUUGUCUCCCUUCUCUUUCCGCUGAGGACCUUCUCGUCCAGCCACUAGGCUGCUCCCGUUAUCUUAUCACCCCGCAAUUAGUGGGCUCCGUCCUCUGCUCUCUCUCCCAUCAGCUUC
Trichoderma asperellum CBS 433.97 is the source of this 758-nucleotide messenger RNA. The record is from RefSeq and is a predicted model, not a curated record. NCBI's taxonomy places the organism in Eukaryota, Fungi, Ascomycota, Sordariomycetes, Hypocreales, Hypocreaceae.